GUUGAUUCGAUUCGCAAAGUGCUCCUUUCAGAUAGUGCUGUGUCAUAAUCUCGCGCAAAGUUCAGUGCAACUGUGUUGAAGUGGAGUGAUCCGACGUUGUAUUGUGGAGUAUUUUAAAAUUUUACUUGAAUUUGUGGAGUUUUAAUACCAUCUUCUUACUGGAUUAGAAAUACUUAAUCAUCAGUGGAAUUAUUAGCCACCGAAUCUAUGUUGCUGCACUAGGAAAGGAAAUUCCUUGUUAUAUUCGCGUAGUUCUGUGGAUACCAUCGCUCCCAUUAUCAUCAUUAACCUGCCCUACAUUAAUCGUACAUCAACAACUGAUAUCAAGGCGACUGAAUGCUAGUCAGAUUACCAACAAGAAGAGAGUAUUGCAUUGAAUCGAGUUGGGACUUGUGUGGAAGCACUGGAGAACCUUAAUUCCGACUCAAUGUUCAAAUUAGCAAUCGAACAAAUGAAUCAAGCAGAUGAGAGUUGACAAUUCCUCAUGAACAAUCAUCUGGACCCGACGACAAUUCUGCAUUCAGAUAAUCUCAAAACUAAUCUUCAUCAUUGCCACACUAAAUCGACCACUGCACCACGAAUCCACGGCUGUUGCUGCCGCUACUCCCUCAGGCAGCAUCACUCAAAUCACCUGCAAUCAUUCCGUUCCUUCAUCAUCAAGACGACUUCUGCAAAACACUGGCCUACAUGAUUGGGUCCGACGAAAUGUCCUCAACAAGUAUGGACAUUAGUGAAACCUUUCGACCGGAAGACCUCUCCAAAACGGACUUCUUUGACUUUGUGACCGCACCGGACAUGGGUAUUGGCAUAGGUGUGGUGGGGGAUCGUCCGCCCGGGUCAAAUGAAACGAACGGUACCAGCGAUCAACCUCUCCAAGGCUAUGAUCAGUUCUGGGGCACCGAUAAGGAUCACAAUCGUUUAGAAACUGCCAUUUUUGAAGAUCUCGACCGGUAUUGUUGGCAACAAUCACAAACUCCAACACAACAACAGCAGCCAUCUUCGACGAAUUCAUCGAGUGCCGGUAGUUCUAUUAGUCAACCUUCAUCAAUUGUAGGCGGUAUUGGUAAUACUGACGGACAAAUUUAUACAUUAACAGUAUUAAAUGGCAAUGAGCCAUGGCUUAAACGUGAUCCUGAUGCACAACUUGCACCGACCUUAGACUUGGACAGUUUACUAGGGAGCUUUCCCGGCUAUGUUAAAUCUGAAUUUGUCUAUGAGGAUAGUGGUUUUAGCACAGAUAAUACUAAAGAGGAUAUUAGUCAUCAACAGCAACAUCCACAACAACAGCCACAAUCCGCACAAAACGUUGUUACCACAAACAGUACAAAUUUGGUACAAUAUCAGAAUAACAAUAAUGACUGGCAUAUAGCGGAUAAUAAUGCAACGGAACAGAACUCGGCUGAAUCACUACUUCGAAGUGCACUUCAAGGAAAAGGUUACCCAAAAGGACUUCACCUUCAAAACGGUAUUGCCAUCAUCCCCUCUCCAAGCUCAAUUAAAGACGAAGAGUUGAGGCGGGCGCUGUUUUCACCUGAUCAGGAUUCUCUCCAUUUUGCGGAUUCAACCCUUUCGGCCCCAAUAUUCGAUGAUACUCAAGGCAUAGUCAGCUCGCCAACUGGUAGCCAUCCUCAACCACCUACACCACAAACUCCCCAUACGCCAACUAGCAGUAACUGUACGAAUAGCAGCAACCCUUCACAAAGUACAACAGCCGGCAUUGUUGUCGAUGAUAUGUUCCUAUCCCUCGAGACAGCUUUCAGUGAUGAUUUCGAGAAAAUUAAACGCAUUGCAAACGAAGUACAACAAUUCUGUUCAACCAGUGACUAUCCAGAAGUCAUAAUGGAAAUUACAACCGCACUGCCAUCAGCACAAUCUGCGUUACAAUCACUUCAUCAGUCAGCUGGAUCACAAACGCAACACCAACAACCAACAGCACCGCCCCCACCUCAGCCAAUGCAGCCUGAGGUUACAACAAGUACCACCCCGACAUCUACUUCGACACUAACCAAAUCCACUGCCAAGAACAACAGCAACCACAACAGCCCAACCCAAUGCAAUGGUCAACGUAAGGAACGCUCGCUCCACUACUGCUCGAUAUGCUCCAAAGGAUUCAAGGACAAAUACUCUGUAAAUGUUCACAUACGGACCCACACUGGUGAGAAACCCUUUGCCUGUUCCCUUUGCGGAAAAAGUUUCCGGCAAAAGGCCCAUUUGGCCAAACACUAUCAGACGCAUUUAGCGCAGAAAAGCAACGGGAACGUAGUUAAGGGAGGAAAGCAAUCUCAAUCAUCAGCACAACGCCAUUCUCAGCAAUCAUCAACUACAGUACAAGGCAUACAACGGCCUAUCAGCUCGAGUAAUACCAGUGGUAGCUUACCCCCAGCUAAUGGUUUGCUUGCCAAUAGAUAGGUAACAGCCAAAAGCAGACAAACUACCACCAUGGUCUAAGGCUCAAUAUUUUGGGAAAACUUCUUGUUAAAGUUAACGCCUCUCGUCAGAAAAUUCGUUUUGAAUCAUCGCCCCAUUACAAGGAGUGUGGUUCGACUUGAGCUGGAAUGAUUGUUACCAGUAACUACUGAAUAUGUACUGAGCGAUACAUCGUUGAUGGGGAAGUAGUUUUGACAUAGCGCAAAAGAGCAGACGAAGCUUUCUUCAGAAAAAUUCAGUAUAUCCCGUCAUACCAUCUUCACCUUACAAACACGAAAUUACCCAUUUCUUGGUAAUAACCAUGCCUAUCAACCGUAUCUGAUCAUGUUAACUUCAGAAAGCAACGAAGGCUCAAAAACAACUCCACACAUGUCAAUCCCCCAACACAGUACUUUCAAACGAUCCACUGUUUCUCUUACUCUUCAAACUGAAAAGCUGUAAAUUUUAUUGUAGAUAAAUCAAUAAAUCGUUUUCACAGUCUCCUAUUUGAUAAUAAUUUUAAGCAUUUAUUUCGAAUUUUUUUAUUUAUUUUUGACUUAGCUACAAAGCUAUUUACGCUAUGAAGCUGAAUCAAAACGCUCUCGAAUUUUAGACACUAGUUCAGUGCCUUCGUUUUCGUCACAUUUCUCAUAAGUCAAGUUCCUAAAAACAUCGACACCAAGAUUAUGCCUAAACUACCAAAUUAUAUCAAGAAAAGAUGUCCUUUUUUUUUUAAAAAAAAACUGCAGCACUCGGCAAUAUCGCCAGGUCCGAAAAAUUUCAUUGCCUCCUGUGUAUGUCCAUACAUACUUUGAAACUAAUCAUUAUCAUGUAAAUUUCCAUAAUACAAAUAGAUAAUAUGAGACCAACUGACCACUUUCUAUCUCCGAAUUAUCUAUGACUUUUUGAAUCUGGUUUUGAAAAUAUUAUUUUGAUAUUUAAAUUAAUAAAAACUUGUUUUUCCUACUCGUUUUUUCAGGAAC
Molecule: messenger RNA, 3389 nt
Organism: Hermetia illucens (black soldier fly)
Lineage: Eukaryota; Metazoa; Arthropoda; Insecta; Diptera; Stratiomyidae
Product: zinc finger protein MSN4
Exons: 10
Coding region: 688-2409 (573 amino acids)
Biological process (GO): regulation of transcription by RNA polymerase II; cell fate commitment
Cellular component (GO): nucleus; cytoplasm
Molecular function (GO): DNA-binding transcription factor activity; RNA polymerase II cis-regulatory region sequence-specific DNA binding; histone deacetylase binding
Source: RefSeq, a predicted model, not a curated record